AUGGCAGAACAAGAUAUCUACGGCGGUAAACUCGCCAAUCAUUCUCCCUCCCUCCCAAAAGGCACAUUCGCCGGCUCCGGCGCCGAGCAAGACAUUUACGCCAGUAAACUAGCCGGUCACAUGCCGUCUGUUCCCCAUGGGGUAUUCGCCGGAUCUGGAGCCGAACAAGACGUCUACGGCAGCAAGUUUGCCGGACACUCUCCGUCCCUGCCUCGGGCUAGUUUCGGGCCAUCUGGCGCCGAACAAGAUGUCUACGGCUCGCAUUUCAACCGCACCGCGUAUCAGGGUCUCGGCACUAGCGUGCUGGGGCUGCUGCACUCCGCAGUCUUGCCGUCUUUUAGUCUGCAUGCUGGGUUGUCGGCAGUCGCGUAUGGGGUUUCGCGGUAUGCUGAUAGGGUUGAGGGGAAGGACGUUCUUUGGGCUUCUGGGAUGACGGUGAAUGCUUGGUGGAGUGCUAUUGGCGCUAAGUAUGUUUACGACAAUGUUGCGCCUCUUGACGCAUGGAAUGGUCUUGGAUACUCGCAGAAGCUUCUUCUUGCUGGUGUUACGGCUUGGGGAGUGAGACUUACUUCCCGUGUUGUGUCGCGAAGCUUGAAGCGUGGAAGGGAUGAUCCUCGCUAUGACGUUAAGAGAAAGGAUCCCGGGUUCUGGAACAAGGCGCUCUUUACAACUUUCUUGCCCGAGGCUGUCGCGCAGACCAUCAUCUCACUUCCAUUCACAAUUCCCUUCCGCGCUGUGGCCGAGAGCGCCGUCGCUUCACCUUUUACUUCCAACGGAUUCGUCUUCCACUCGUUAGCCAUCUUUCUGUUCAGCACCGGCUUCGCUCUUGAGACCCUGGCCGAUGCCCAGCUUGAGUCGUUCAAGAAGGACGAGACUACUCAAGGCAUCAACCGUGAAGGCGUCUGGAGCAUUGUUCGACACCCUAACUAUCUUGGCGACGUUCUAAUCCACGCAUCGUUCCCCAUUCUGCUCCUCGGCGCCGGCAUCCUCCAUCCCAUUACUGCUCUCGGCCCAAUCGCAAACUACGUCUUCCUGCGUUACAUCGGUGGUGAUAGGGAGAACGAAGAGAGUCAAGCUGAGCGAUACUCCAAGCACGACGCUGUAAAGGCACAGGAGUUUAAGGAAUACCGUCAGCAGAAGAACAGCUUUUGGCCCAAGUCGGAGGAGCUGAGAAACAGCUGGACGCUUGGAGUGUUGGGUGUUGGUAUCGCUGGAGUCGUUCUCGAGAGAGGACUUCGAAACAUGGUUUGA
Messenger RNA from Fusarium subglutinans, 1251 nucleotides. Its product is annotated as DUF1295 domain protein. NCBI's taxonomy places the organism in Eukaryota, Fungi, Ascomycota, Sordariomycetes, Hypocreales, Nectriaceae. Bases 1 to 1251 code for a protein of 416 amino acids. The record is from RefSeq and is a predicted model, not a curated record. Gene Ontology annotation, cellular component: membrane. The transcript has 2 exons.